This is a messenger RNA of Galleria mellonella (greater wax moth), 4554 nucleotides long. RefSeq names its product extracellular serine/threonine protein CG31145. Bases 424 to 1947 code for a protein of 507 amino acids. Gene Ontology annotation, cellular component: Golgi apparatus. Gene Ontology annotation, biological process: protein phosphorylation. The record is from RefSeq and is a predicted model, not a curated record. Gene Ontology annotation, molecular function: protein serine/threonine kinase activity. NCBI's taxonomy places the organism in Eukaryota, Metazoa, Arthropoda, Insecta, Lepidoptera, Pyralidae. The transcript has 12 exons.
GUAAUAACAGUGAGGCUACUCAGACUGCGCGCCUUUCCACCCGCGUGCCGCGUAAACGUUUACGUUAACUUUGAAAACUUUUUAAAUAUAAAACAUUGCAAUAUUGCUGUUUGUUUUUAUAUUUUGUGAAAGUGCGUUGCAUUUCCCAGGGACAUUUAGGAUGAGUCUAUUGCCACGAUCUUAAAUCGGACGUUCCACUCAGCUGAUAUUUGUUUUGAUUAGGAAACGUCGUUUUGUCGCCGGCCGGUCAUCCAUUGCAGGAACUUAGGAGCUGCACUAUACUUCUGUUUAGAUUUCAGCGGGUGGGCGCGUACGCGGUGGCGUCAACGCAGCGCGGCGUGUGCGCGCCGCUGUAAGCGCUCGCCGACGCCCGAGGAACAUGCGCGCAGUGCGAUACCGCCGCGCCGUCAGACCGCGCGCACCAUGCUCAAUAUGAAGCUAAAAGAGCGCCUAGCGCUCGCAAUUAGCGCACUCCUCGUCUUUUUCACCCUCAUGCUUGUCGUGGACAUUCAAAUGGAUUAUGGGAUAUCUGGACACAGAGUGCCGUUACACGGACGCGUCCGCAUCGGAGACGACACGGAUAAAGGACGAUCAGCCUAUAUUGAGUUUCGGAAGAGAUUCCUACAAAAAAGCAACGUCGGUAACAGUUCUCGAGAAUAUGAACAAUCGGCGCCGGGUGAGACGAGCGGUAGUGCGGCAGACACUGAGCCCCGAACACCAGCGCCACCAGCAGACCGGUACGAAGACUUGUUGAAGAUCCUCCACGACCAACUGCAGGGCAGGGCGGAUAACAAUCCCGUGGUAGUACCCCCACACCGCGACUUGAAUGUUUUAAGACCAGAGAACCCUACCAUUGGAGAGAUGGAGGAUUUAGAACCAAGUAUAAAUGCAUCGAAUCUGGAGAGAUUUCAAUUGAAGAUAGCUCAGCAUGAAUUGUAUGAAGACGGCGAGCCGUUAGUGGAUGCGGUAUUAAAAGAUAUGGCAACUGCCCCUGUCCUACAUGCUGAGCAAAAGGAGGGCGGCACUCAAUUGAAGUUAAUCAUUGAUUACCCAAAUGGUGUUCAAGCGCUUUUCAAGCCUAUGAGAUUCCCCAGAGAUGUACAGACGUUGCCGAAUCAUUUCUACUUCUCGGAUUACGAACGGCAUAAUGCUGAAAUAGCGGCAUUUCAUUUGGACAGGAUAUUGGGCUUCCGCCGCGCCAUGCCGGUCGUGGGCCGUGUACUGAACAUGACCACAGAGAUUUAUGACGUCACCGAAGGAGACAUCCUGAAGACCUUUUUCGUGUCGCCCGCGAACAAUUUCUGCUUUCACGGAAAAUGUUCGUAUUACUGCGACACUGGACAUGCUAUUUGCGGGAACCCCGAUAUGUUGGAGGGGAGUUUUGCUGCGUUUCUCCCGUCAUCUGACAUAGCUGAAAGGAAGGUUUGGCGUCAUCCGUGGAGAAGAUCGUACCAUAAAAGACGAAAAGCCCAAUGGGAGCUGCAGUCAGAUUAUUGUGAUACGGUUCGCACCACGCCCCCUUAUGACUCAGGACGGCGGUUACUCGAUUUGAUGGAUAUGUCCAUUUUCGACUUCCUCACUGGUAACAUGGACAGGCAUCACUAUGAGACUUUCAAAAUGUUUGGUAACGAGUCGUUCACCCUUCAUUUGGACCAAGGGCGAGCGUUCGGUAAAGCGUUCCACGACGAGCUCAGUAUCUUGGCUCCACUGCUUCAAUGCUGUAUAGUUCGACACACCACUCUCUCUGUGUUGCUCAAAUUUCAUAACGGAAUACCACUUUCAAAAGUGCUACGAGAAACAAUGCAGUCAGAUCCAGUCUCUCCCAUAUUAUGGGAGCCCCAUCUCGCCGCACUCGACAGAAGAAUCGUCAUAAUCCUUGACGCCAUCAGAAAGUGUGUACAGAAAUCCGAAAACCCGUUGCAAAAUGAAGUGAACGACUUCGUAUGACCGCUGACAAUAUCGGAAUGUAACCGGACUAAAGGCAAUGAUAUAAUAAAAGAAAAAAGGUAGAUACGUUAUGAGCGCGCCGAAAACGAACUCUGGAGAUGAUGCUAAUUACCACCACUAUAAUAUUUACGUACUCUAUCACAUGUAUGAUAAACACUGGCCUUUUUUGACCGGUAUUUAUCCUUAUCGUUUUGUCACUCCAUCCUUUUUAAAUUACUUUCAAUGUGGAGUAUUUCCUAUGUUGCUGUAUUUAGAAAAUUUUUUUAGUUGUUUUCCGAUCGUUUAACGUAUCUUUAAACAAUCAUUGACUAAAGGUCUCCAUGCAGAGUGAUACAAAUGUAAUAGAUGAGGAAUAAACACAAAGGGUUGUUGCAAUCAGCGGAUAUCUAGCUAGUCGAGUCGUGUGUCUCAUAUAACCUAAGGAAAACUUAGUUCGUAAGGCUUAGUCCAAUACAAGGUGUGACACAACUUUGGUUCUGUCUUCAAGACUUUUAGACAUAAGUUCAUAGUGCCAAAGAUUGUCCAAAUGAUUAUCUGAUACUGAGCAUAAUAUUUAAUCAUUCCAAUAAACUGUCGCGGAUGAGCCAUUGUAUGCCAAAAAUGAAUGAUUAAGACAAUUCGACAUUCAAAUUUGUUAAUGAUGUAGGAUGCAAAUAAUAAAUUGGAAUCAGUAUUGAUAAAACGCUAAAACAAUAUAGGUAGGUAGUUUUUUAAAUAUUAUUUUGUAUAUUAUGAAAUAUAAUGUUAAGGUGAAAUGUGAUUAAGUUUAAUGCAAUCUAUGUACAUAAUUAGAAAUGCAGUUUGACUAUAGUUUUAAGGUUCAAGACAUUUAUAAUUUUAAUAUUACAAUGCAUACUUAUACAAUUUUCAUUUUCUGUUGAGCUCAUCUCUUCAUGUAAUAUCUUUUACCAUAACUCGAAACUCAUAAGAUACCUUUAUCGUUAUUCCGUUGUUUAUUAGUAAGUAUGUGAUAUAGUUUAUAAUUUGUUUUAUCUUGCUUUUAACAUUUUUGGAGGCUUGAGAUAUAAGACUUAACUAUAAUUCUAAAAGUAUAUACAUGCAUUAUUUUAUAAUCUAUCUACUUAUUUAUUUUCUAAAAAAUAUUUUAUGAAAUAUCAAAACGAUAUUUGUGCAUGUAACCAAAUGAUAAUGGCUACGAUUUUCUAAAUUUUUGCUAUUUGUUUUUAUAUUUAUUAACAUGAUAUAAUAUUAUGAUCUCGAUGAAAUAAACUUGUGAAUUAUGUUAUUACUAUUUCGUAUAAUUGUAUACCUAAUUCUGUAAUAUAAAAAUAAAGUAAAAACAUAUUUUUGCAUAGAUUUUAUUUACAUCUAUGUUAUUUAUACGUAGAGUAACGUGUGGUUUCCUAGUUAGUUUAAAUUGGUUAGUAAGCUGUGUACAUUUAGAUGUUAUGAAUAUCAUCAGGUUCUUAUAUACCAGAGAGAUCCCACAUUUUAAGUAAAUUUAAUGUAAUCGAGAUAUAAAUCAGUUAGUGUCGCAAACUCGUGGUUUAUAAUGUAAAAUAUUAUGAAUUUUCGCGAAUAUCCGAUAUAAUAAAUAAAUGUUUUAAUAACAAUUAUUAUCGUACCACCCAAAAAGAAUGGUAAAAGAACUUAAGUUUUUUUUCCAAACAUAACUAAAUUUUACUUUUUUAUGUUUUUUUUUUGUAUGAAAUAACUUUACCGAAUAUAAUAAAAUAUGGAAUAAUCAUAAAAAAUAGGUGGUACAUAAUAGGAAUAAUUGACAUAUAAUUUAAUUGCUCAUAAAAUAUGUCUAAUAUGUUGGGGCAUAUUUAAUAACUUGUUAAAAAUUUAUAACAUUGUAAGAUUCUGAUUAUAUUCAUAGUAAAAAUAAAAAAAAAAACGACCGCGUACCGCGUCGAGUCCAAAAGUAUGCUAGUUAUACCUAAUUAGUUUCUUAUAAUUAUUUAAUUGUGCGUGUAGAUCGGAUUCAACCGUGUCUCUCAGUAAAGCAUGUUUGGCCUUUCACCCUAUUUUAAGUUUCAUUAUCAGGUUUAGAUUAAUUCUCUUUUAACCUAAUAAAAUUUCGUAAUUCCACAUAAAAUACAAUUUAUAGAAUAUUAAUAUUGUCGUAGGCUUCUAGUUUAUUUGUUUAUAUCCAUACUUAUUAACAACAUAUUAAAACUUCAUACAAAAGAUAUCAUGUUUAAAUACACCUAUAUAAUGGGUACGAUUGGAUUGAAUUAGUAUGAUGUUACUAGUUGGUUGAAAAAGUGUACAAUAUUACAGAAUAUGCUCUUUUUUCAGUGCCACUUUUUAGUAUCUGAUUAUGAACCUUGGGUUCUUUAUGUAUAUCAAAGUACAUACAUGCAUGAGUUAUUUAUCUUUAUUAUGAAAAAAUAUUGUGUUGUUAAUUUUUGUAAUAUUUUUUGUUUAUAUACAAAAUUAAAAGUGUCAAACAUGCUUUCCUUUCGGACUUAAAUACCUAUAGUUAUAAUAUUGCUCAUGUGAGAAGUGUGAAUGUAUGAUGUCGACUUGCCAAAGACGUACCUACAAAUUUAAAAUAAAAAGUGUUGUAUGAUGUGAUGUUGCAAAAUAUAAACUUUCUGUUGAUUGUUUAAAAAUUAAAGUUAUGACAUUCGAGGGAUA